Messenger RNA from Lodderomyces beijingensis, 735 nucleotides. NCBI's taxonomy places the organism in Eukaryota, Fungi, Ascomycota, Pichiomycetes, Serinales, Debaryomycetaceae. The record is from the annotation of a GenBank genome assembly.
AUGUCGCGAAUGGAGUUAUACUCGCCCGAAGGGCUAAGGAUAGACGGGCGAAGAUGGAACGAGCUACGCCGGUUUGAAUGCCGAAUAAACACCCAUCCCAACUCGUCAGAUGGCUCAUCCUACGUUGAGCAAGGCAACACCAAGAUCAUAUGCACGGUGACUGGUCCAGUUGAGCCGGGCAGCAGAGCACAGACGAACCAAGAGAAAGCCAAGGUAGAGGUGAAUCUCACCAUUGCCAAUUUUUCCACUUUUGAGAGAAAAAAACGGUCAAAGAGCGAAAAGAGGCUCGUGGAGUUGCGAACCACGCUUGAGCGGACGUUUGAGCAGCUGAUCUUGCUCCAUUUGUACCCUAGGACCAGUAUUAUUGUCAAUGUGCAAGUGUUGAACCAGGAUGGAGGCAUGCUUGCUGCGAUAACCAACGCGAUCACGUUGGCGUUGUUGGACGCGGGUAUUGCCAUGUACGACUACGUGAGCAGCAUCAGCUGUGGAUUACAUGACCAGUCGCCCUUGUUGGACUUGAACAAUUUGGAGGAGCUGGACAUGAGCUGCUUGACCAUUGGCGUCAUUGGCAAAAGCGAGAAGUUGGCCUUGUUGAUGCUUGAAGAUAAGAUGCCCUUGGACAAUUUGGAGAAGAUCUUGAGCAUUGCCAUUGCCGGAAGCCACCGAAUCAAGGACUUGAUGGACAUGGAGGUGCGGAGACACGGAAACUCGAGAGCUGCAAAAUUACUCAAGUGA